UUUUGAACUAGAAAACCUUCUCUUCGAUCUCUCUUUAUUCCAUAAACAAAAACUGUAUACUAAUUCAAAGUAGAAAUGAAGGGGAAAUAUUUGGUAACGAUUAUUCUCUUGGUUGGUACGUUAAGUGUGGGGAUGUGUUCUAAUGGUUGGAUUAGGGCUCAUGCAACGUUUUAUGGUGUUAAUGAUAGUCCUGCUUCACUUGGAGGAGCUUGUGGAUAUGACAAUCCGUACCACGCCGGAUUCGGUGCUCACACGGCGGCGCUAAGCGGUGCGCUAUUCAGAAGCGGCGAGUCAUGCGGUGGAUGCUACCAAGUGAGGUGCGACUAUUGGGCGGAUCCUAAGUGGUGUCUCCGAGGAGCCGCCGUGACGGUGACGGCAACAAACUUCUGUCCGUCGAACAACAAUGGAGGUUGGUGCAAUCUUCCUCGCCACCACUUUGACAUGUCCAUGCCUGCUUUCUUCCGCAUCGCCCGCCGCGGCAACGAAGGCAUCGUCCCCGUCUUCUACCGCCGGGUGGGAUGCAAAAGAAGAGGAGGAGUGAGGUUCACGAUGAGAGGUCAAGGGAACUUCAAUAUGGUAAUACUCUCAAACGUUGGCGGCAGCGGCGCGGUGAAAGCGGUUGCGGUGAGAGGCUCAUGGGGAAAGACUUGGCUUCAGAUGACUCGUAAUUGGGGUGCCAACUGGCAGAGCUCCGGCGAUCUCCGGGGACAGAGACUCUCCUUCAGAGUUACUCUUCUUGACCGCAAAACGAUGACGUUUUUAAACGUUGUUCCUUCUUCUUGGUGGUUCGGCCAAACCUUCUCUUCUCGAGGCCAGUUCCUCUGAGUUAGGACAACUCCUGAUAAAAACGAUGCCGUCUUGCUUGCUAAUUUUCACUUCUUUGCUUAUUUUUAUGAACUUUUGCCCUUGUUUUUUUGGGCAAUGUUCCUUUUAUUUUUAUUUUAUCACUAAAUAAUUCCAUAUGCUUAUAAUUUGUUUUAUUGAAGUGGUUUCACUCAUUUAUGUAUGAGCAUUACUCG
Thlaspi arvense is the source of this 1019-nucleotide messenger RNA. The record is from the annotation of a GenBank genome assembly. NCBI's taxonomy places the organism in Eukaryota, Viridiplantae, Streptophyta, Magnoliopsida, Brassicales, Brassicaceae.